GCGUCCUCGGCGGAGAGGCGAGCUGCUGCUCGGCGGGUCAGACUCGGUGCGCGCGGACCAGGGGGCGGACCGGCCAGUCGCGAGCGGACGGAGCCACACGGAACCCCUCGGAGGCUGGUGUCGACAGGGCGCCGGACGUGUUCCCGCUGUGCCGUCGUGUGGAGCCGGUUCUCGGCGCAGGAGAAGCGGACUCGGAGCCACAGGUAGCGGGAGACCUCCGAGUGCUACACGGUCAUGUGGAUUUGUGCGCGGCACCAGUGACUCGGACGGAGACAGCGACCACAAGCAGGAAGGAGAAGAAGCGGACUCCUGGUCCCGCCAUGUCCCGGAGGAAGCAGAGCAAACCCCGGCAGAUCAAGCGUUCUCUGGGCGAUCUGGACGGCAGCGAGGAAAACACAGACAACCAGAGUGUGUCAGGCGAAGAGGGCGGAGCCUCGGACCCCGAAGACUCUGCGGAGGGAGAGAGCUGCAGCCCCACGCCGCACACUCCGGCCUGCGAGGAGCCCAGCUGUCAGGACUCGCCCCGAGCUCCGGGAGAGGACCACCGGAAAGAUCCAGGUGCGACGCCCAGCGGCGCCGAGGAAGAGGAGGAUGCAGAGGAAGACGGUCCUGCUCUCCAGUGGGACGCUCCAGAUGACCUUCAGCUGACGGAGGACGACGCCGGCAGCAGCAGAGUCGUGGCCCGCAGGGAUCUUCACACCGACACCACAUGGGGUCCGUACCCGGGAACCAUCCGGUCAGAGGUUGGCACCGGCCCGGGUCCAGAGAGCUGCAGGACCAGUCUGGCGUGUGAAGACCCUCGGUGCUGGCUGGGCCGCCUCAGCCUGACCUCCGACCCGGCGGCCGCCAACCUCACCGUCUACGUCCAAGGCCAGCGCUUGUUCUGCAAGGUGACGCGAGAGGUGGCGGCGGGCGAGCGCCUCCUGGCCGCCGCCGUCCUCCCUCCGGCCUCCGCCACCCCCGCGGGUCAGAACCAGGACCAGCCCUCGUACCCGGCAGCGCUUCACUCCGACAUCCAGCUGCUGCCUCAGCAGGCGGGCAUGGCGGCCAUCUUGGCCACCGCCGUGGUCAACAAGGACAUCUUCCCGUGCAAGGACUGUGGGAUCUGGUACCGCAGCGAGCGGAACCUUCAGGCCCACCUGCUCUACUACUGCGCCAGCCGGCAGAAGCAGCCGGCGGCCGCCGCCUCGCCGCCGCCGCAGGACAGGCCCAGAGAGUCCUACCCCAACGAGCGCGUGUGCCCCUUCCCCCAGUGCCACAAGAGCUGCCCGAGCGCCAGCUCCCUGGAGAUCCACAUGCGCACGCACAGCGGCGAGCGGCCCUUCGUGUGUCUCGUCUGCCUCUCGGCCUUCACCACCAAAGCCAACUGCGAGCGCCACCUGAAGGUCCACACCGACACGCUGAGCGGCGCCUGUCACGGCUGCGGCUUCGUCUCCACCAGCAGGGACGUCCUGUACAGCCACCUGCUCAGCAGCCACAUGCUGUGUCAGCCGGCGCCCCGCACCGAGGGCCACUCCCCGGGAGCCGCUCCGCUCAAGCCGCCCCUCAGCGCCGGUCUCGCUCUCGGCGACUCGGGCGUCGUCCUCAAGUGCCAGGUCUGCGGCCACAACUGUGACUCCGCCUCCCAGCUGCAGCAGCACGUGCGCACGCACCUGGACGUGAGGGUCCCGGCCGAGCGCAGCCCGACGCCGCGCCGCAGCACACCGUCCCCCCAGGAGAGGGAGCCGCCGGCCUGCGUCCCGCUGCCAGACUCGUCCAGCCCGGGCGCCGACGGGAGCGCGGCCGCUCCCCUAGGCUGCAGUCCUCCUGACGUGAAGGUCAAGGAGGAGCCGCAGUCCGAUGGGGAGGCGGAGGAGGCGACGGCAGAGGCGACGGCGGGUGACGGCGCCACAGACCAGGAGCCGGAGCAGAAGCCUGCUCGGCCCAGCGCCACCUGCCAGACCUCCAGCUCGCCCAAGAGUCCCACGGUGAAGGCGGAACCCACCAGUCCCACCCCCGGCUCCAGUCCCACGCACAUCGGAGGGGCGGCCUCGCUUUUCCCAGGGGGCGCCGUGUUCCUGCCGCAGUACAUGUUCAGCGCCGAGGGAGCCAUCUUGCCCCAGGCCUCUGAGAUCCUGGCCAAGAUGUCGGAGAUGGUCCACAGUCGGCUGAAGCAAGGCCAGGCCGCCCCCGACUCCCCGGCCGCCCUCUUCCAGAGCGGCGCCGCCACCACUGCCACGGCCGCCGCGCAGCCCCCCAAGGGAGCCACCUGCUUCGAGUGCGACAUCACUUUCAACAACAUCAACAACUACUAUGCACACAAGCGGCUGUACUGCUCCAGCCGGCGCCACGCCGAGGCCUCGGACCCGGGCUCGGUCGAGCCGCCUCCCUGCGGCGCCGCUCACGCCUCCAGCGGCUCUCCUCAGGAAGGAGCCGCCGGGCGAGCGCCGUCCGUCUCGCCGACCCGCUCCGAUCCCGCCGCUGUCCCCGAGGUGAAGGCCGAGGCUGCGGCGGGGAGGGAGCGCGUGUCGUCUGCCUCCGAGGGAGAAGGCGGCGGCGGCGGCGGGCGAGCCAGCGAGGGCAGCCAGAGCCCGGCCAGCGGCUCCACCGAGGAGCUGGACGACGACCCCAACAAGACCUUCUGCGAGGCCUGCAACAUCCGCUUCAGUCGCCACGACAACUACAUGGUCCACAAGCGCUUCUACUGCGCCUCCCGCCACGACCCGUCCCACCAGCGCUCGCUGCACUCGUCCAAGUCGGCGCCCUCCUCCCCCUUCGUCCCGCAGCCCAUCCGCAAGCGCAAGAGGAAGAAGAUGUACGAGAUCCACAUGGCGCGGACCGAGGCCCUGGCCAACGCCGCCGCCGCCGCCGCCAUCGCUGCGGCCAACUCUGCCGCCGCCGCCGCCCCGUCCCCCUCGGUGCUGGGUCUGGCCCUCAAGCAGGAGGCGUCUCCCGGGGGCACCGGCGGCUCCAGCCCCGAGGGCGAGGGACCCAUCGACCUGAGCAAGAGGCCCCGGCUGAGGGAGGCCCCCCGGCCGGCGCUGCCGCUGACCGACUACCACAAGUGCAGCGCCUGCAGCAUCAGCUUCAACAGCAUCGAGAACUACCUGGCCCACAAGACCUACUACUGCCCCGCCACCACCCUGCAGAAGCUGACCCUGGAGCAGAUCCAGCGGCUGCAGAGAGCCUCCCCGGGCCCCGGCUCCAGCAGCCCCUCUGAGGUCUCCUCCCCGCCCUCGGCCCCCCGAGCCUCUCCCCAGACCGUCUGCCCGUACUGUCCCGACAGGGUGGUCGCCGCCGACUUCGUGGAGCACUUCAGGAGCGUGCACGGCCUGGUGCUCAACAUCAAGCUGCCUCAGGAGCCGUGCAGGAGCCCCCGAGGCCACGCCGACGGCGUCAACGGCCAGACGCCCAGCGGGCCCCCGUCGCCGGCCUCCCCGCGGGCCAAUGGAAGUCCCUCGGCAGGAAGCGGCUCCCCCUCCGGGGCCCCGGCGCAGACCACCUCCUCUGUGCCCGAAGUCAAGAGGGAGAGUUCCCCCGCCGCCGCCUCGCACCCGUCCUCCACCAGCCCAGUGCCGACUCACGUCCAGAACGGGAACUCGCGCUUCUGCCGUCUGUGCAACAUCAAGUUCAGCAGCCUCUCCACCUUCAUCGCCCACAAAAAGUACUACUGCUCCUCACACAGCGCGGAACACGUCAAGUGAGCCCCCCUGCCUCCCUCCCUCCCUCCCUGCCGCCGCUGACAUGAACCGACUGUUACUCGCCAGGACGCCGCUCGGGCGGCCUCGCUGGCGGAAGUGAUGUCCCUCCCCCCGUGGGUCACAGCCGGUAGUGCCGCGCCACGCGCUACUCACCUGACCGCCGUGGUGCGUUGUGGGACGUGUCACAUGUCGGCAGCUGGCUCACAUGUUACCGGGACUGAAGGACUUUUCUACUCAUUCGUUUAUUACAAGGGAAGAAGAAGUAUUUAUGUUGACGAGCCUCCUUUGUUCUCCCGCCACCGUCGCCACGGUAACGGGGUCUGGUCACGUGGUGGGCCACGAAGUCACCUGACCUUACCUGUUGUCUUUGUCCGGAGAUGAAGGAACGCGGGAGACACUCCUGAGAAUAAAACCUUGAACCUCCUGGACUCUGACUCGUGACCUGCUUCACCCCUCGCGCUCCUCCACCUCAGUCUCCGCUGACGGAGCGCUCGACCUUCACACGCGAGUCAGAGAUGAUGUCACUGCUGCAGCAUGAAUCACUUUGGAUCAAACUGAAGCUUUGCAGCGAUCGACGACCCUGAAACACACUUCCAUCACUUCAGUCUCUUCACUCAUGCUCCCUGACUCCUCUCAUGCUCCCUGACUCCUCUCAUGCUCCCUGACUCCUCUCAUGUUCCAUGACUCCACUCAUGUUCCCUGACUCCACUCAUGCUCCCUGACUCCACUCAUGCU
Molecule: messenger RNA, 4415 nt
Organism: Synchiropus splendidus (mandarinfish)
Lineage: Eukaryota; Metazoa; Chordata; Actinopteri; Syngnathiformes; Callionymidae
Gene: zfpm1
Product: zinc finger protein, FOG family member 1
Exons: 9
Coding region: 321-3683 (1120 amino acids)
Biological process (GO): negative regulation of transcription by RNA polymerase II; megakaryocyte differentiation; heart development
Cellular component (GO): nucleus
Molecular function (GO): RNA polymerase II-specific DNA-binding transcription factor binding
Source: RefSeq, a predicted model, not a curated record